This is a messenger RNA of Phascolarctos cinereus (koala), 3449 nucleotides long. RefSeq names its product biotinidase (gene BTD). Lineage: Eukaryota; Metazoa; Chordata; Mammalia; Diprotodontia; Phascolarctidae. Gene Ontology annotation, biological process: biotin metabolic process. The record is from RefSeq and is a predicted model, not a curated record. Gene Ontology annotation, molecular function: hydrolase activity, acting on carbon-nitrogen (but not peptide) bonds, in linear amides.
GGGGCGGGACAGUGGGCGGGACAGGGGGGGCAGAGCUGAGAGCGAGGAGACACGGCUGACUUCUCCGUGCCACACAGAUUUAUUGCCCACAUCAUGCUUGGAGCCAGCUAUAAACUCUGUCUUCUGCUCUUGUGCCAUCAAGUUAUCUCCUUGGAAGGCCACACUGAAGGACAUUAUGUAGCUGCUGUCUAUGAACAUCGGUCAAUACUGAGUCCCAACUCUACUGCCCUUACAGACAGAGAAUCAGCGUUGAGACUGAUGAACCAGAACCUAGAUCUGUACGAAGAGCAGAUAGUGGCUGCGGCAAAGGAGGGUGUGCAGAUUAUUGUCUUUCCAGAAGAUGGGAUUCAUGGAUUCAACUUCACCAGAGAUUCCAUUUACCCAUUUCUGGACUUUGUGCCAUCUCGCCAGUCUGGGAAGUGGAACCCGUGCCUGGAACCACACAAGUUCAGUGACACGGAGGUCCUCCAGCGCUUGAGUUGUAUGGCUGUCAUGGGCCAGAUGUUCCUGGUGGCUAACCUGGGAACCAAGCAGCCUUGUGACACCAGUGACCCCCGAUGCCCGUCUGAUGGACGAUACCAGUUUAAUACUAACGUCGUGUUCAGUGAUAAUGGCACUUUUGUCGCCAGCUAUCGCAAGCAAAACCUCUACUUUGAAUAUGCUUUUGACGCUCCUUCUGAAGUUGAUCACAGCACCUUUGAUACACCUUUUGCUGGCAAGUUUGGCAUUUUUACUUGCUUCGAUAUAUUGUUCUUCGAACCUGCUGUGAGCCUUGUGAAAGACUAUGGAGUAAAACAUAUUGUAUUUCCAGCUGCUUGGAUGAAUCAGCUCCCACUCCUGGCAGGUAUUGAAAUUCAACAAGCUUUUGCAGUUGCUUUCAACGUCAAUGUUCUGGCAGCAAAUAUCCACCACCCAUCCUUGGGCAUGACAGGCAGUGGCAUACAUACUCCUCAGAAGUCUUUUUGGUACCAUGAUAUGGAAAACCCUGAAGGCAAACUGACAGUAGCCCAGAUAGCUAAAAACCCACUAGAUGUAGGCCUACUGUGGAAUGGCACAAGUAGAAUUCAUGAGUCCCACAGAAAAUUCUCAUCAGAAGAUCCUAAUUGUGAGAAUGACCCAGAUGCUCACUGUAGUGAAUCCUCAAAAUGGAACCCAAAGAUGCCACCUUUAUUUCACUCUGAGAUGAUGUAUGACAAUUUCACUCUUGUACCUGUUUGGGAAAAUCGAGGCAGCCUGCAGGUCUGUGCCAAUUCCCUCUGCUGUCAUUUGGAUUAUCAGAGGCACAUUUUAUCCAAUGACUUCUAUGCUCUUGGGGUCUUUGAUGGUCUUCAUACAGUACAUGGCACUUACUACGUUCAGUGUGCCCUGGUGAAAUGCGGUGGCCUCCAUUUUGAGACCUGUGGACAGGAGAUAACAAAUGCUAUUGAUACUUUUGACUUUCACCUCUGGGGAAAUUUCAGUACUCCCUUUGUGUUUCCUAUAUUAUUGACUUCUGGAAUGACACUGGAAUCUCCAGGCCAACUGGGCUGGGAAGACAACUAUUACUUCAUGAGGAAAAAUCAGUUGUCUUCAGGCUUAGUGACAGCUGCUUUGUAUGGACGCUGGUAUGAGAGGGAUUAGUAGAACCAACUAGUCCAUUGAAUGGGUACUAGGUUUGUGCUCAAGGUCAUAUUGAUUGGUAAAUACAUGACUGGUGUUCAAAAUGGAAAACAAAAAUCAUCAUCACUGUUCUGAGCUCAAGGGGACAGAGACACCAACUGAGUCCUCAGUCGCUGCUGCAUCCAAUGAUAUAAGCCAUAGGAAUGUUUGCCCCUAAUGGCACACACAGUCUCCUUUCUGUUCUACCAGGAUGUCAUUUGGCACCAUGGAAAGAAGUAGUAUCAUGGGUAGAUCCCCUUGGUUCCAUUUCUUUUAAACAUAAAUUCCAGAGACAGUCUCAAGUAACUUAUGGUCGAUGUCCUUUAAAAGCUACUGACUGUUUAAAACCAAAAUAAGCACCAUUUUCUCAUGCACGUUCAUAAAGCAGCAUUUUGGCUUUUUUUGGGUCAUAUUAUUAAUUAACACACUCAAGCAAAAGUAUUUUAGAAGCUAGAAUGUUUCUUAAAAUAAUGAACAAAUGUGGGAUGUGCAGUCUGUUUCCUGUAGACAUACAUCUUCUACACAGACUGAAGUAGAAGUACAUUGAGAUGCCACACCUAGAACAAUAGUGGCUGUAUCAGAAAUGGGUGUGUAAAAUAUUACUGAAUAAAAAAGAAAGCACAGCAUGACAGGGCUUCCUCACAUCCACAUUUCUCAGGAAGAAGGAUGUUUGAGGAAAAACCUGACAGGAAAUUUGAAAGUGCUGUGUGUCAAGAUAUCAGGGGACACCCUGCUUUUCCUAGAGUUAUGGCCUAGCAAGCAGGCUGUACACUGAGCUUGGCAUAACAACAAUCCUUUGUGCUCACUCCUGACAAAAUGCAUUGCUUUGAUCAGCCCUAGAUGUUCUCUGAGGGAUUUAUGAUUUUCAUAUUAAUUGAUAACUAUUUAGAUUUGUUGGAGCUUCCCUAUUUCCUAGGGACCCGAGGGCCAGAAGCAGCCAACAUGUUGUAGCAGAAAGCAAUCAAUCACACCUCCUGACACUCUGAACAAUCCCUAUGCUUGUAACUGCUAAGUGAGCUGAACCAGGUGCUGCACUCCUGCUCCUGUCACAAUAACCCUGGGCCUGUACCCCACUGAAUGAUCACAAGGUUCAAUGACCCUUAAGACUUGAGUCCAUUUAGGGCCUGCCAAGGGAACUGUUCAUUCAAGACCCAAGAAUGACUGUGUUGGCUCCUGCCCUUUUGUGGUUUUCAGGGUUAAAAACCCUCCCCCCACUACAAGCCACCAAGCCCUUCUUCCUAGGAGGACUUUGGUUUGCAAACCUGCUUUCCUUGCUUUGAAAUUAGAUUUUUGCUUGAUUCCUGACCCUCCUGUCUCUAGCCUGCUUUUUGGCUCUGGCCACCCACAGGUUAGAGACCAGUUCCAGUCCAGUUGACAAGUGUCAUGAGGGGAAAACAAGACAGUGGGAUGAGAAGGGAGCAUCAAUGGGCAGCUGUGAGUGUGAAAAUUCUGCCUGUAAGGCUUUGGUUUCCUCUGGGACUUCUGAUGGCACUAAUAAAUCCCUUAGCGUUUCUUUUACAGAUGGUUUACAAUUGUUGGUGUAAUUCAAUCAUGAGCCCUUGAGGAAGGCCUCACUUUCUUAAAGAGGCUGAGCAAGGUUGAGAUUCAAGAUAGUUGCGCCAAUUGGGGAUGCCAGGAAUUUUAGGCACUGUUGUAAAAUUGAAGCAUUUAUUAUAACAUUUAAUACAUAAUGUAUGAAAACAUUUAAAAAUAUUUUUUCUUUACCACUGGGGUGAAACUUUUCAAAGCCAUUUGAAAAACAAUUUUAACGUUAUUCCUAAUAAAUGUUUAAAUUGAAUGAUUUCAGAUUA